Gopherus flavomarginatus (Mexican gopher tortoise) is the source of this 3037-nucleotide messenger RNA. Its product is annotated as CMRF35-like molecule 1. Bases 1 to 579 code for a protein of 192 amino acids. Gene Ontology annotation, cellular component: plasma membrane. Gene Ontology annotation, molecular function: transmembrane signaling receptor activity. NCBI's taxonomy places the organism in Eukaryota, Metazoa, Chordata, Testudines, Testudinidae. The transcript has 5 exons. The record is from RefSeq and is a predicted model, not a curated record.
AUGACGGACACCAGCAGGCUGCUGGGCGGUGAGGGGCCCGGGGCAGUGCGCGGCCCCGCGGGCGGGUCGGUGGCUGUGCGGUGCCGGUACCGGGCGGGCUAUGAGGAUUAUCCGAAGUUCUGGUGCCGGGAAGGAGGCUUGUUCUGUUCCAGCUGGUUUCACGUCGUUCAGACCGAUGGGUCGGAGGCGGAGGUGACGCGGGGCAGAGACUCCAUCCGAGACGAUCGCACCCAGCGCGUGUUCACCGUGACCGUGGAGAACCUGACACCGGCAGACGCCGGGACGUACCUCUGCGGGGUACAGAGAUCUGGGUUUGAGCUCAGGGACGCCGUGGAACUCACCGUCUCCCCAGCUAAUUCUUCCCCAAACCCGACUGCAAGGACACCGCAAGCAAAAAAGCAGCCAGAUUCGCCUGCACGAUUCCAACCCAUCAUCCUCUGUUUCCUGCUCCUGGGCUUAUCGAAGGGUCUCCUCUUGCUGUGCAUAGUCUCUUCUGGGAUCUGGAUGAGCAUACGCUACAGGAGGAGCCACAGGGAGAUGGUGCCAGACAGACAAGCUCAUGAACUGCCUCUUUGCUAGUUCUUAGAAGCGGAUCGGCAGCAGCAGCAGGAGGAUUCAUUUUCCAGCUUUCCACAAAGUAUCCCACACCAUGAUUUUCUUCUCAUGUCAAGUGAAGCUAUUUCCCUCACGUUCUCAGAGGAUGAAGUCUGCUGGAGGUGACUGUCUCUAUGUUUCCCAGGCCAGAGUAUCUAGGCUCUUAUCAGAGUGUUGGAGAGCCCAGGGCCAAAUUCAUACCUGGUGUAAGCAAAUGUAAAUCCACUGAAGUCCCAGAGCCAAACACAGGGUCAGAGUCAGCAGUGACAGAGCCGGCCCCUGCGUCAGCUGGGCUCUAAAUAGUCACAGUGACCUCAGGUGAAAUGUGGGAGCUGCCAGCAGGUGUUCUCCAGAAGGGAUCCUGUAGGUGGAAUUCCAUUUCUCCCUUGAUCCAGAGUGUCCCCAACCUAUUGACACUGCAAAGGCCAUCUCAUUUACCAGGCUCCUGAGGAGAUGGGGUACUAAGAACUAGGAUUUGUGCAUUGAGGCUCGGGAUCACGCUAAUGGUAUCACAUUUUUUCCUAAAUCAAAGACAUUUAUGAAAGAAAACAGACAAUUGCGCAGGGAGACAGACUUCCACACAGCCUGAGUCCCAGCUUGUCUGCUGCGAACCCAGCCCCACACCCUCUGGGACAAUGUACCGUUCACACAGACACCUACUGGAUGAAUGAUGUAACUGCAAGCACACAUUGUCAAAUAUUCUUUUCAACCCCUUCCUAGAUUUAGGGAGGUUGCUCUGUUUAUUUUUGUCUGUACUAGUUCGUUUGUAUGUUUAGUUUCGGCAAAUGCACCUGGAGCCCUGGAGAGAAUUUUUUAUGUUUGAGAUAAUGUGAAAUAGUCCAUGUAUUUAUUUACUUAAAUUACUGGAACAUUAGUGUGACGAAAAUUGUCACACAUUGAAUUUUAGUUGUGGAAGAAUAACAGUCUUGCACGCUUGUUUUGGUUGCAACAUGUCAGAGGCAGUUCAUUCUCAAGCAAUAUUGCAAGGGGGAGAGUUCACAAUGGCAAGUCUCCCAAAAGAUAGACAGUUAAGGCAAGCAUUUACACCUUGUGUUACAGUAAUGAUCAACAACUGCAUUUUGUUUAUACAUAUUCCUUCCUGAUAUCACUUUUCUCAGCAGUUCCUUCUAUAGUCUGCGUUCCAUUCGUAUCUAACACAAGGUCAAAACAACCUCUCUUAUGGUUCUUUUCCAUUCGCCCAGGCCCUCCCUGGAAGUCUCGCGUUAUUAGCUGUUAGAGUUAGCCUGACUCUUGCUCUUCCUCAAAGACUAAGAUGUCUAUGCUUUCCCCCACCCCCACUUCCACCCUCCCCCCUUUUGUGCUUCUAGCACAACUAUCAAUCUUAAACCUUCAUGUUCAUCAAACCUUGUAUUUCUGAUUCUAGAUCAAAUAGUUCAACCUUAUGGGUUUCAUGGGAUGCAACAACAAUGCAUGGCUAAUAUGAACAUAGAAGGUGUUAGUAUUAUUACAUCUUAUACAACAUCAGUAACAAUCCUAAGCUAAACAGCAAUAAAAACAUUAACAUUCCCAUGGUAAUAAUAUGAUAGGGUUGUUGUACAAUUUUAGUCACAAAGCACUACAUAAAGUAAACACUCUAUAAACUGUAUGAAAGGCAUUUUUCAAUUUGAUAUAUAUUUUGAAGCAUAUGAAUUUGCCCUUGUAAUUCAGAGAUUCUCUGAAUCUCUGGUAUCAGCAAAAGCAAAUUUUGAAACCAAUCAGAUACUAAAGUAAUCUAAGAACUGGAAUUUGUGCUUGAGGCUCGGGAUCACGCUAAUGUUAUCACAUUUUUUCCUAAAUCAAAGACAUUUAUGAAAGAAAACAGACACAACUGUGCAGGGAGACAGACUUCCACACAGCUUGAGUCCCAGCUUGUCUGCUUGUUUACCCAGCCCCACACCCUCUCUGGGACAAUGUACUGUUCACACAGUCACCUACUGGAUGAAUGAUGUAACUGUAAGCACACAUAUUACUGUUGAAUAUUCUUUUUAACCCCUUCCUAGAUUUGGGGAAACUGCUGUGUUUAUUUUUGUUUGUACUAGAUUGCUUGUUUGUACUAGUUUGUUUGCUGUGACCAUCUCGCUACUACUGCACAGGUUACUGUUAACAGAUUUCAAGUAUUUUUUCAUUGUGUCUGCAUCUUCCUUCAUUGCCGUUGUUCUCUCAGCUUUUCUUUUCCUGUUCUGUGCACCUGACAUCUUCUUUUUAGGUACCAGCAACACUGUUUCCUUCCAAAUUUCCUGAAAUAUAAAAAACCUGGCAUUUCUCACACUACGUAACAUCACAUGAUUGGGCAAAAACAAUUUCAGCUUCAAUAUGCUACACAGAACAACAGAUCUGUCUGGACAGAACUUGUCUUUGAUCUGCUCUAGCCAGCUGGUUUAAUAAAAUGCCAUGAGAAAGGAUCAUUUAUGGCUAGGCUUUCCUUCUUGCCCAUCUGUUACUG